This is a messenger RNA of Clupea harengus (Atlantic herring), 1844 nucleotides long. RefSeq names its product pentatricopeptide repeat domain 2 (gene ptcd2). NCBI's taxonomy places the organism in Eukaryota, Metazoa, Chordata, Actinopteri, Clupeiformes, Clupeidae. Gene Ontology annotation, cellular component: mitochondrion. Gene Ontology annotation, molecular function: RNA binding. Gene Ontology annotation, biological process: regulation of mRNA processing; mitochondrion organization; multicellular organism development. The record is from RefSeq and is a predicted model, not a curated record.
AGCUGACAUAUUGGGAAAAACCAAACCGUUGUGCUAGGUGGGGGGAGGCAAGGAUAAUACAAAUCAGGAUGUUCGCAGCAUGUGGCUUUUGUUCAUCAUGUUCUACGGACAUCAACAUGGCGCUGCGGGGACUGGACAUUUGUGUACGAUUCCUAAUGCGUGAUACUCUAAGGAAAGGAAUACUACACAUUUCGCCUCGGACUGGGUGUUUGGGUUGUCAAGUUGGAGCAAAGCGACAUCUCUUGUCUGACGAUGUUGUGAAGCUGCAAAAUUUUCAGCAGAGGAAACUUGCAGUGGCCUACCAGGUGUCAGGAGCAAAAGAGGUCUACUUUGAAAAUGUAAAUCAGAAACUUAAGAAGAAUGAGUUGAUUCUGACGGAUGAGCUGAAGCUGCUGCUGCAUUUAUGUCAGUCAGCAGAUGACAUGGUCACAGCCAAAAGUGCUAUCUACAGGUAUCAUGAGGAGAACAGACAUGUGUCAUUUGGGGACUUUAAAUUUGGUCCCCUGUUCAUGAGGCUAUGUUAUGAACUUGGCUUGGAGGACAUGGCAGCAACUACUGUGACUGACAAGUCACUAAAAGGAUUCUUCUCAGAUUCGACGUCAUUCAACAUUGCGAUAGACAUGCUGUUUAUGAAAGAAUACUAUGACAGUGCCUUAACAGUAAUGGCAGAGAUGAGAAACCAGGGUGUGACCUUCAGUAAAGACACCUACACCUUAGCCUGUGCCACCUGCUACAAGCUGAAUACUCCAAAGUCCUAUAGAGUCUGCCUGGUCCUACUGGAGGAGGGGCAGCUCAAAGGUCACAUGAUCCCCAGACACGCCUACUGCUUUGCCUCCGCUCUUGCUGUCAAACAGAAAGACACAGGGAAGGCAAGGAUAUUUUACUCUCAGAUCUUGAACCCGGACAGCAGACUAUGCAUGAAUCUAAACGUGUGGAUCCUGGCUGUGGAAGGCUCAAUAAAAGAUGCCAUUGGCACCCUUAAUACAUCCAUCCUCCCCAACAGUCCCGUCUUCGUUAGGAGACCUGAAUUCAGUCAUGAAGUGCUGGAGGUGCUGCAGAACCAGAGUGAAGGUGGUCCGUGGUCCGGGCAGGUGGAGAAGGUGGUGUCACGGCUGCAGAAUGCCGGGCAGGUGACGCCGCAGGGUUUUGACGACAUACUGUGCUACACCCCUAAGGGGAAAAGGAAACCGGUGGCCAUAUCGGAGAACAGAAUGACUAGUCGCAGGAUGCUGAGGCCAUUGCGCUCUACACUGCUGUCUGAGUAACACGAACACGCACACACUUACGAGAGAAGAGACCUGUGGUCUUGGAGAAGGACCAGCCAGAGACUAUGCUCACUUACUAUUUGCCUUAUAGCAGAAGGUCUCCUUUAAGAAGUUCCACUGUACUUCUGAUGUGGGUCUGGUACGACAGAGCAAAUGGUAAUGUUUUAGAACCGGAUCUCGUCCCACCCAGUUUGUCUUCCUAACAGGCUCAUAUCCAGAACCAGAACCGUAAAGUCGUAAACUUAACCUACCUCUCCUGUCAAUCAAACUGAACUGUGUCAGCAAUACCUCCAGAGAUGGAGAUUUAUCCACAAGUAUUAAUUCAGCAUCAGAUCUGUUUGACUGUUUCAUUGAAGAGAUGCGUUGAAUCUAUGUUAAGGAAAGCUGCUGUAUAGAGAACAAGUUAUGGGCACUAAGUCAGAAUAGUUGCAUCCUUCUCCCGCACAGCAAGUAGAGGGACACCUUUUCUGUAUUAAGUUAUUUGAGAAGGUAGAACUGUAACUGAUGUUAAGGUUUGUUAAUACAUUUAUUAAUUAAUUUGUUAUUAAAGAAGUUCUGGGUCAUGCGUGAUCAGCUGGA